AUGAAUGGACCGGAAGCGGUAUUUUGGUGGCUCUGUUUCGUGAUCGCGUCGUUCGGAUUCGUUAGAACUGACGAUAAGGUGGAGUCGAAGGGUGCAAACGAAACCCUACAGCUGAAUAUUUCUCGAGGAGUCCAGCUGUACGUCGCGAACGAGGAAACAAGGGUUAUCGUAAGAAUGUCUACGCUACUCGAGAGAAACGAAAUAGGACAGAGAAGCACCGGCAGAUUGAAAUUCAACGAUACUUUGAAAAGAAUCGGAAUGGCGAUGAUGAUGGCUCCUAUGAUAAUACAGUUAAUGUCCUUACCCGGGACUCUCGCUUCCAUAAAAUUCAGUUUGCUUAGAAGCAUCUUUGUGGGAAAGCUCGCGUUGCUCCUGAUUCUCUGGAACAUAUUCAAAAACACGCAACGAUCGGAGGUGGUGUUGGUCCAUAAACCCGAAUACCACGAGCAUUAUUACGAUAAUUACCACCACAAACCGGAUGAAGAUGAAGGCUGGCUUGGAAGAUGA
This is a messenger RNA of Colletes gigas, 507 nucleotides long. RefSeq lists its product as uncharacterized. The record is from RefSeq and is a predicted model, not a curated record. The transcript is spliced from 3 exons. Lineage: Eukaryota; Metazoa; Arthropoda; Insecta; Hymenoptera; Colletidae. Bases 1 to 507 code for a protein of 168 amino acids.